This is a messenger RNA of Leptosia nina, 1710 nucleotides long. NCBI's taxonomy places the organism in Eukaryota, Metazoa, Arthropoda, Insecta, Lepidoptera, Pieridae. The record is from the annotation of a GenBank genome assembly.
AUGGAGUGGUCUGUGAUUGAUUCUGAAUUGUAUGAGACACGUAGGUCCUGUGUAGUGCAUUAUCGAGGGGGUGAGGGGGUCGGCGCGGUGGCGGCCACCUGUUCGGCGAGCGAGCUUCGCGUCGCCCCCACGGCCCGGCUCCCUGCCCCCCGCGCUGCGCCCCGCCGCAGCGGCACCCUCGGGCCUCGAUGCGCGCGCUUCGCCCUUCCCUCCACUCACUCGUUCCGCGACGCGUUGUCUCGCCGGCCGGCUUCUGCCUCAUUCGUCCGGGCUCACUCGUAUCGUGUACGCUCAUCGCUCCGCACAACAUAUUUCACUUCAUUCAAAAUGACAGAAAGCACGGACACCCCCGCGGCCGCAGCGCCAGAGAAGACUCCCACUGAAAACGGAUCGACCGAGACACCCGCGGAAGAAACGCCGGAGAAAGCCACAGAGGAGAAGGAAAAGGAGGUACCGCCGCCGAAGGAGAUGCGCGCUGUCGUCCUGACCGGCUUCGGUGGUCUCAAGACUGUCAAGAUCCUGAAGAAACCAGAACCCGCGGUGGCCGAGGGCGAGGUUCUCAUCCGUGUGAAAGCUUGUGGUCUGAACUUCCAAGAUCUGAUUGUCCGGCAGGGAGCCAUCGAUUCACCGCCCAAAACGCCAUUCAUCCUUGGCUUCGAGUGCGCUGGUGAGGUCGAACAAGUUGGUGAAGGCGUUACCAACUUUAAGGUUGGAGACCAGGUCGUAGCUCUGCCGGAGUACAGGGCCUGGGCAGAACUGGUCGCCGUCCCAGCUCAACUAGUGUACGCUUUGCCCGCGGGUAUGUCCGCUCUCGAUGCUGUUGCUAUCACUACCAACUACCUGGUGGCUUACCUGCUCCUCUUUGAGAUGGCGAACUUGACACCUGGCAAGAGUCUGCUGGUGCAUUCCGCUGGUGGCGGUGUGGGCCAAGCAGUAGCUCAGCUUGCCAAGACGGUUGACAAUGUGACGGUCUUCGGAGUCUGUUCCAAAACCAAGCACGAAGCUCUCAAAGCGAACAACAACAACAUCGACCACCUCCUGGAGCGUGGAAGCGACUACACCAGCGAAGUCAGGAAGAUUUGUCCUGAUGGCGUGGACAUCGUGUUGGAUUGCUUGUGCGGUGAGGAAUGUAACCGCGGCUACUCACUUCUGAAGCCCAUGGGAAGAUAUAUAUUGUAUGGUUCAUCUAACAUCGUGACCGGUGAGACGAAGAGCUUCUUCAGUGCUGCGCGUGCGUGGUGGCAAGUAGAUAAGGUGUCUCCCAUCAAGCUGUUCGACGAGAACAAGAGCCUGGCGGGUCUGAACCUGCGGCACCUGCUCUUCCAGAAUGGAAGAACGGACUAUGUCCGUCGUGCUGUUGACGCCGUGUUCUCGCUCUGGGGACAGGGAAAAGUGAAGCCAUUGGUUGACUCUACUUGGGCGUUAGAAGAUGUCGCUGAAGCCAUGCAGAAGAUGCACGACCGCAAGAACAUUGGAAAGCUCGUGCUCGAUCCUUCCUUAGAGCCCAAGCCGAAACCAGCCACGCCUGCCAAGGGCAAGUCGGGCAAGGAGAAGAAACCCGCCAAAGAGAGCUCCGAGGAGAAGAAGGAGAAGGAGACGAAAGAGGAGGAGAAGAAGCCAGCGGAGAACGGAGAAAAGAAUGGUGAGGAGGCGCUCACUAAUGGUAACAGUGACGAAGAGUCAAAGGAAAAGGAGAAAGAAUCUAGCUGA